GUUUGUCCGGGGAGAAAAGGCUACGCCUAGCAGUCAUCGAAAACAGUUCGUGGUGGCUCCACUUCAGAAUUGACCUUGUCUUGAAAUCUGUGGCUUCGGCUGUGCUUGUCGAAAAUUGAAUCGGACCGUUUGUCGUCUGAGCCAAUUGAGGUCAAUGAGGCUGUCGCCGAAAAUGCGACGACUGCAACGGAUGAUAUUUGUAAGUCAAUUUUUGAACGCACAAUUUCGCAGCAGAUCAGAAACUUGGUGCUAUGGAAGGCAAAGUAUUUGCUGUGACUGGUGCUGGAUCAGGUAUCGGGAGGGCCACAGCUGUGAGGCUAGCAAAACUUGGCGCCUUAGGCAUCGCAAUCAGCGACGUGGAUGAGGCCGCAUUAGAGGAUACGAAGGCACAAUGCAUCCAAUAUCCCACGAGAGUUACCUUGAAGAAGGUCGAUGUGGCCAACAUUGAGGCUGUAGACUCAUGGAUCAAUGAGGUCCUGAAGGACCAUGGCAGGCUCGAUGGUGCCGCAAAUGUUGCUGGAAUAGCUGGGGGUGAGGGGCAGGUGACAGAGGACAUAGUGCAAAGAGACUGGGAGAGGAUGAUCUCUGUCAACCUUACUGGGGUAAUGAAUUGCAUGCGAGCCCAGCUACAAAAGAUCUCGAAGCCGGGAGGAUCCAUCGUCAAUGUGUCCAGUACAUCGGGUCUACGAGGACUAGCUAAGAACGCGGCCUACGCCUCCAGCAAAUUCGGUGUCAUCGGCUUGACAGAGUCAGCCGCUGCAGAGUACGGGAAGCAGGGCAUCAGGAUCAAUGCGCUUCUGCCAGGUCCAAUUGAUACUAAGAUCUUCCGCGAUGGAGAAGCAAAAGGCCUUUUCAGUUCAGAGAUAAUAAGUGCUGGCACUUUGAUGGGCCGCAUGGGUCAAGCGGAAGAAGUGGCCAAGGUGUUGGUGUUUUUAUUGAGUGACGAUGCUUCGUUCGUGACGGGAGCACGCUGGACAGUGGAUGGAGGCUACUCUGCCUGUGGCUUCUAUAGGGCUGGAUGA
This is a messenger RNA of Exophiala viscosa, 1022 nucleotides long. Its product is annotated as putative short chain dehydrogenase/ reductase. Gene Ontology annotation, molecular function: oxidoreductase activity. The transcript has 5 exons. The coding region runs from base 252 to 1022 and encodes 256 amino acids. The record is from RefSeq and is a predicted model, not a curated record. Lineage: Eukaryota; Fungi; Ascomycota; Eurotiomycetes; Chaetothyriales; Herpotrichiellaceae.